Ceutorhynchus assimilis (cabbage seed weevil) is the source of this 435-nucleotide messenger RNA. The record is from the annotation of a GenBank genome assembly. NCBI's taxonomy places the organism in Eukaryota, Metazoa, Arthropoda, Insecta, Coleoptera, Curculionidae.
AUGAAUUUCUUAAUUAUUUUUGUUUGCGUUUUUGUUUAUACUAAUGCAUCAAUAAGCCAAGGUUUAUUAGAUCAAGCCAAAUCGAAAAUUCAAGAAUAUGGUUUGCAAUGCGUUGAAACAGAAAAGCCAACUGAUGCUGACAUUGAAGCUUUCAUGAACAAACAACCACCAAAAACUCAUGCUGGAAAAUGCGUCAUGCGUUGUGUUUUUGAGAAAUUUGACAUUAUGCAUCCAGAUGGAACUUAUGGUGAAGGCAAUGUUGAAUGGUUGAAUAAAGUCAAAGCAGAAGAUGAGGAUAUUUAUAAUAAGAUACAAGAGGCUUAUGAAGUGUGCCAAGAACAAGUUAAAACUGAAGACCUUUGCGAAAGAGCCUUCGAUUUGGUAGAGUGUGGAAAAGAAGAAUCAAAAAAGAGGGAGUUGGAUGAAUACUUUUAA